Messenger RNA from Lactuca virosa, 931 nucleotides. NCBI's taxonomy places the organism in Eukaryota, Viridiplantae, Streptophyta, Magnoliopsida, Asterales, Asteraceae. The record is from the annotation of a GenBank genome assembly.
AUGAUAGAACGUGCUGGUAAUUUAGGAGUGAAGGAAUACCUUCCAGCGUAUUUAGACACUUCCAUACAAGACAACGAUCUUAUUUCAGGUGUAUCUUUUGCUUCUGGUGGCUCUGGCUAUGAUAACAUAACAUCCGAAAUAGUGAAUGUCAUACCAUUAUCGGUUCAGUUGGAGAUGUUCAAAGAAUACAUUGGGAAGUUUAAUGAGAUUGUGGGAGAAGAAGAAGCAAACCAAAUGAUAAAAAAGGGUGUGUAUUUGGUAUCAUCAAGCUCUAAUGAUUGGGCAAUAAGUUACACUGUAGUUCCAAUUAGACGAUUACAAUACAAUGUGACUGGUUAUGCUUAUCUAUUAGCAAACAAUGCUAGAGUCUUUUUUGAGGAAUUAUACAAACUGGGAGCAAGGAAAAUAGUUGUCUUCGGCACACCAUAUAUUGGUUGUUUUCCACUAGCAAGAACUUUCUUGGGAGGACUUAUUACUUGUAGUGACAUGUUGAAUAAAGAAGCAGAAACCUUCAACAAAAUGCUAAAAAGUGAGCUUGAAUAUCUUCAAAGCAGUUUGCCACAGUCCACUUUUUGCUAUGUUGAUUACUUCAAUAUUUCAAGAGAGCUCAUCGUAAACCAUCUCCAAUAUGGCUUCAGAGUUGUAGAUAAGUCUUGUUGUGGAACAGGGUUGUUCGAGACAGUGGUUCUUUGUAACAAACUUAGCCCACUAUGUCAUAAUGACUCAACAUUCUUAUUUUGGGACAGUAUCCAUCUAACAGAUGAAGGAUAUAAACUUGUUGCAAAUCAUGCUCUCCCAGAACUAAGGAGAUGUUUGCUCUAAAUUCAUGAACUUUAUUAUGAGAGUUAGCUAUUUUGUUGGUAGAGGAACAACACCAUAUCAGCAACGAAAAUAGAACAAGAGGGCUUUUUAAUAAUAUGUUGUGUGUUGG